This is a messenger RNA of Lycium ferocissimum, 2087 nucleotides long. RefSeq names its product methionine--tRNA ligase, chloroplastic/mitochondrial. The record is from RefSeq and is a predicted model, not a curated record. Gene Ontology annotation, molecular function: methionine-tRNA ligase activity; ATP binding. Gene Ontology annotation, cellular component: mitochondrion; chloroplast stroma. Bases 210 to 2057 code for a protein of 615 amino acids. The transcript has 12 exons. Lineage: Eukaryota; Viridiplantae; Streptophyta; Magnoliopsida; Solanales; Solanaceae. Gene Ontology annotation, biological process: methionyl-tRNA aminoacylation.
AAUACGUAGAGAAAGUCCAUCCCUAAUCUCUGGCUCGUCUCCUUCCUCUUCAUCUCUGCUAAAAACUCGAGCUCCCCUCAAAUAAAAACACUAAAAUUAUUCUAAUUUCUACAUUACAUACACCUCAGUGAACUCAAAUUAAAAAUACCCAUAACCACAAAUAUCCACUACACUUCACACACAGUGACAAAAAAGAAAAAGAAAAAAAAAUGGCUUGUAGAGUUCAACAUUCAAUUCAAAACAGUAUUUACUUCUUAUCUUCAACCCCUUUACUCAAUUCUUUUAACCCAACAACAAGGUCUUAUUUCAAGAAUCAAAUUAGUUUUAGUAAAAAAUUGUUUUCAUCUUCUUCAAGAACUGCCCUUUACUGCACUUGUAGUAGCAGUAAAAGUGGUAAUAAAGAUAUUUUUUCUUCAAAUGGUGGUGAUGAAUUUGUACUCACAACUCCACUUUAUUACGUUAAUGCCCCUCCUCAUAUGGGUAGUGCUUAUACUACCAUUGCUGCUGAUGCUAUUGCUCGUUUUCAGAGGCUACUUGAGAAGAAGGUUAUAUUCAUCACUGGUACAGAUGAACAUGGAGAGAAGAUUGCUACUGCAGCUGCAACUAAUGGUUCUAGCCCAAGUGAACACUGUGACGUUGUUUCACAAGCUUAUAAAGCUCUCUGGAAAGAUUUAGACAUAAGUUAUGACAAGUUUAUCAGAACAACUGAUCCAAAGCAUGAAGCUGUUGUGAAGGAAUUUUACUCUCGGGUUCUUGCCAAUGGUGACAUAUACAGGGCUGAUUAUGAGGGACUUUAUUGUGUCAAUUGUGAGGAGUACAAGGACGAGAAGGAUUUGCUGGAUAAUAACUGUUGUCCUACGCACUUAAAGCCAUGUGUUAGAAGAAAAGAAGAUAAUUACUUCUUUGCCUUGUCAAAGUAUCAACAACAAUUGGAAGAAGUUUUAAGGCAAAACCCUGGUUUCGUGCAGCCUUCUUAUCGUCUAAAUGAGGUCCAAGGUUGGAUUAAAAGUGGCCUGAAAGAUUUCUCCAUUUCCCGAGCGUCAGUAGAUUGGGGCAUUGCUGUUCCUAAUGAUUCAAAGCAAACUAUAUAUGUCUGGUUUGAUGCUUUGUUGGGGUAUGUAUCUGCACUUUUGGAGGAUAACGAGCUAGCCAGUUUAGAAACUGCAAUUUCAUCUGGAUGGCCUGCAUCGCUCCACUUAAUUGGCAAGGAUAUAUUGAGAUUUCAUGCUGUUUAUUGGCCAGCGAUGUUAAUGUCAGCAGGAAUUGGCCUACCUAAGAUGGUAUUUGGCCAUGGAUUCUUGACCAAGGAUGGAAUGAAGAUGGGUAAGUCACUGGGAAAUACACUUGAGCCAACGGACUUGGUUCAGAGGUUUGGACCUGAUGCAGUGAGGUACUUUUUCCUCAGGGAGGUAGAAUUUGGUAAUGAUGGAGACUACUCAGAGGAACGGUUCAUCAGAAUCAUAAACGCACAUUUAGCUAAUACAAUUGGUAAUCUUCUAAAUCGCACACUUGGACUUCUGAAAAAGAACUGCCAAUCAACUCUGGCGGUUGAUUCAUAUGUUGCGGCAGAAGGAAACAAAUUGAAGGCUGCAGUGGAAAAACUGGUAGAGAAGGCACGCGUGCACUAUCAAAAUUUGGAAUUAUCAGCAGCUUGCGAGACCGUGCUGGAGAUUGGUAAUGCUGGAAAUUUAUACAUUGAUGAACAAGCACCAUGGACUCUUUUCAAGCAAGGGGAGGCAGCCUUUGAAACUGCAGCAAAGGAUCUCGUAAUUAUAUUGGAAACAAUGAGAAUCAUAUCGAUUGCACUAUCACCAAUUACACCAGGCUUGAGCUUGAGGAUAUAUUCCCAACUUGGCUACACCGAGGAACAAUUCAACGCUAUUAGCUGGAGUGAUACCAAAUGGGGCGGGCUGAAAGCUGGUCAGGUAAUGGCACAGGCAAUGCCGAUCUUUGCCAGAAUAGAAGAUGGAACUGAAGCAGAGACCAAAAGUGCAGAAACAAAGAAAGGUAGUAAAAAGGAGAAGACACCUAAAAGUAAGAGCCCUGUUGAAGCUUAGAACUUUUUCAUGGUAAUCUUAAACAUCAUU